CGCCGUUUCGCGACUUCCCUCGUUCAACCACCGUUGCGCCAGGAGCUUUCAAACAACUCUAUCCCUUUGAACAUCCACACUCGCCCAUCUUCAUCUUUUGAUCAUGGACUCUCCUAACAGCGAUCUCUCGGACUACGCGUCUGAUUACUUUCCUGAAGAUGUAAAGGGCCGACGGGCCAGCUACGAACACACUCCCGACCAUGAUGGUAGCGGUCGUCCUAGCAAACGGCCGCGACUCCAUCUGCGCGCACAUUCAGAUCCUCCUGUGCCGCAACUGCCUCCUAUUGAGGAUUAUGGAGAGAUAUCAGAGGAUACAGAUGGCUCAGUACCUGCAUCACCGCAUCAUCCGGGGAUGUCUGCGGAGGACGACUACGGCCAGGAACAGGUGUCCGCCUGCAAAUGGGAAGGCUGCGAAGCCGGCGAUCUAGGCGACAUGGACAAGCUGGUCGAUCACCUCCAUGAGGAUCACAUCGGAACAAGACAAAAACGAUACAGCUGUGAAUGGAGCGAUUGUAGUCGCAAGGGCAUACCACAUGCCUCAGGAUACGCCCUUAGAGCUCACAUGCGAAGCCAUACACGAGAGAAGCCUUUUUACUGCACACUUCCAGAAUGCGAUCGCUCCUUCACUCGUUCUGAUGCUUUGGCUAAGCACAUGCGCACCGUCCACGAAACCGAAGCCCUACGGCCAUCAGACCCCGUGCCGAAACACCAUUCCUCAAACCCCUCCAACAAAGUCCAACGCCUGCGUCUAGUUUUGAACAACGACUCUCGCAAACACGACAAAGGCUCAGCUUCCCCUUCCCAUGCUGCGAACAGCGCCGCAGCAAUUGUCGCGGACGCCGAGUACGCGCACAACAACGCCGUCUACGUGCAAGAGACCGGCAACACACAAACGAUGGUGCAAUUCCCCGAAGACAUGAACUUCAGCGAUCGUGAACUUGCCCUCCCUGCGCCAGAACUCUUCCACCUCCUUAACCGACAACUUCGCUGGGCAACACACGAGAGCGAGCAACUGCGCGCCGAUGUGGAACUUCUCGAGAAAAAGCGCAAGAACGAGUGGGUCGCGAAGGAGCUGCUCAUGGAAAAUUACAUGGAAGCGUCGCUUUCGCAUGCGAGGCGUAGGCGGAUGGAUGCUGGGUUGCUAGAUGAGCCCGAGAGCUUCCAACAUCUCGACGAGGACGCAUCAGCGGCGAAGACGCUGAAGGUCGAGGCCAAAGAAGGCAGACUGCCGUGGUGGAGGGAGGCUGGCUGGCUUCAGAAACUCACGGAGGCCGAAAAGACGAGAGAGAAGCUGCUGGAAAGGGAGGAACCUGCGCCCGAGGAGACACAAGAGGGAACGCAGGACGAAAUUCAAGAAGGUACACAAGAGGAAACCCAGGAGGAUACGCAGGAAGUGGCCAAGCCUGUGGAGUCUACUGAAGAAGUAGCCGCAUAGCGAAUUCCCAGCAUUCCAUGCCAGACAUAUAACCUGGUGAGCGCGCAUGAUCCAUGCUGCGUAAAUAUUCUACUGCUCAAAUUUCGUGCGCCCGGCGACUGUUUUGUUUUUUUAUUUGAUCAUGUCCAAGGAGUUAUUAAAGGAAGAGGUUUCCGAGGGACUGCAAAUACCCCAAUUGGUCGGAAAGGAAAGUUGACUUGGUAAUGCGAAUUCAUUGCCGGAUACACUAUAAUACAAAUAACCCAUUCAGUGAUUUAUUUUUCCAACGAGAAUGCUCUGUGGUGUGGGCGAAUCCGAAAAUAGAAAAUC
Aaosphaeria arxii CBS 175.79 is the source of this 1744-nucleotide messenger RNA. RefSeq lists its product as uncharacterized. Bases 104 to 1435 code for a protein of 443 amino acids. Lineage: Eukaryota; Fungi; Ascomycota; Dothideomycetes; Pleosporales. Gene Ontology annotation, molecular function: DNA-binding transcription factor activity, RNA polymerase II-specific; RNA polymerase II cis-regulatory region sequence-specific DNA binding. The transcript has 2 exons. The record is from RefSeq and is a predicted model, not a curated record. Gene Ontology annotation, cellular component: nucleus. Gene Ontology annotation, biological process: regulation of transcription by RNA polymerase II.